AUGAUCUCUCAUACGGUAAGAUGCGCUCUUCUGCAAGUGGGUUUGCUCUUACCUUUGGGAAGAAUCAUUAAUAGUGUGGCUGCUGCCACAGCUUUAAGUCUAACGCCUUCUACCGAAUGGUAUGGAGACGAUGGAUCGUGGUCCGCUGUUUCUAUCAGAUUGGGCACACCACAGCAAUGGGUCAAUCUCCUUCCGAACACUGUCAGCGCUGAAAUUUGGGGUGUCGGACCUUAUGGAUGUCGGAAUGGAGGAUUCUACCGGGCCAGAUACUUCUCCAACCACAAAUCUCUUGCCAGAAUUCCUUGUGUCCAAGGUGCAGUCCCUUCCGAGUGCUCCACUAGCAGGGGCUCACUCUUUAAUGCAGCCCAAUCUUCUACAUGGAACUCUCUUCUGACAUUGGACUCUUCGCCUAUUUGGAAUCUUGGUACAGGAGAUUCGCUAUACUGGCCAGCUUAUGGAGAUUAUGGGCUUGAUAAUCUUGCAUUUGGGCCUGAUGGUCCAACCAUACGUAACGCUACAAUUGCCAUGAUCAAUACCACAGUGUAUUGGGUAGGGAGCUUCGGUUUAGGUGCCAGCGUUGGAAACUAUUCUUACAUUACUCCAAAUUCGACAUACACACAAUUAGAAAGUCUGGGAGAAAUAGUAGGGGCAGGUUAUGGAUAUACCGCUGGCGCUGUGUAUCAUGCAGAUAUUGUGGAGAUUAAAUUACCAUACGCGGCUUUUGACUUGCGAUUGACCUACCCAUACAUUCCAAAUACUGAAUUUGGAGCAGAUCAGGCAUCGAAGUUCUACUUCCCUUUAGCUAGAUCGGAAAAUACUAGCCAAUACACUAUCGGUCGAGUAUUUUUACAAGAGGCAUAUAUCAUUACCUCCUACGAGACGAACCAAUUCUCACUCCACCAAGCCGUCCAUGUAUCCGACACUUUAAAUAACAAGAGCAUUGUUGCUAUACCAAGUGGAGAUGUUACCACGGGACAGGAAACUGGUACUGUGGCAUCCGGACUGAAGGCCGAGGAAGCUCGCUUGUCCAACGGUAAAAUCGCUGGCAUCGUUCUCGGUGUAGCCGGGGCAUUAGCUAUUAUGUUGGCUACACUCUACUUUUCUUGUCUCAAAAAUUACAAACCAAAAAAACCUUCCCUUAGUCCUAAAAAUUCUACUUCUGAGUCUGAAGCUAGUGUUGACUUUCAACAGCUUCAUAACCCUCCUUCAGCAACAUCGGAUGUUCUAGAAACGUCUAACAACAAUAAUGCAAGCGAAAUAAACUCAGAUGAGGUACCACCAACGGCAAUUAGUGCCGAAAGUCCGGUGGAACUUCCAACAGAAGGCCCAGUUGAACUUCUGGCAGAAAUUCCGGCACGUCACCCUUAUGAAGCUCUUACGCUCGAUACCUCUCCCAUCGGCAGCCCUGCCUUUAGUCCUCUCUUUGCCUCACUAUCCAAUUUACUACCAUCAGAUACUACUCCCACUGCUAGUUAUGCGGGGUCAUCGCUAGAACGAGGCUCAAUUCCUGUAACUCCUACUCGCGCUUCAAUUAUGUCAGGUCACAUGUUGCCUCUAUCUUCCGAGAAACCAUUACGCCCGGAUGGUCUCCUUCCUAUAGCCGAGAAUCAUUACCUGUUGAACCCUCCUCCUAUAUAUGCUCUUACACAGCGCAAUAACUCCGCUUGUGCUGAGGAAAUGCGUUCUGGUAAUCAACUUCCAAGCCAAUUUCCUCCAUCUACUGGAAAUCGAGCCGUAGAGCCUGGUAACCGCGGCUUUUCCGGAGAAUUGCUGUCUGACAUCCAAUUUCCGGGUCUAUUUGACCCAAUUACCAGGAACCGAGACACACAAGUAAAUGAAUGGUGCCACCGCCAUACGGAAAGACAAGAACGUGGUACAGAACUCUAUCCCCAGGCAGUAAUUCAUGAUGAAAACGUUCGCGAAAUCCAAUUUCAGGCCCGCCGCCACGCUCACAGACAGGAACUCGAGAGAAUGGAACGUCAAGGAAUCGAUCCUUUAAAAUAUCUCAAUAAGGAUGUGGGAGAUAUUCAAGAAACUUUUCGAGCUCUCGAUCAAACCCAUGUGGCUCAUGGACCUUAUGAUUUAGUUUCCAGAGUACAAGGCCAGGAGAAUAUGUUUCGUGGACCAGUUGGAGGAGUUGAUCCAAAUUUAGAUGCAGAAAGUACUCCUCUUCGCUUCUCCUUUGAAGAGGGAGAUGACCUUUAUUAUACUUCAAGCCCGAAAUAUAUGAUAGUGAAGGACAAGAUUAAACUUGCAUAUAUAGACAAAUGA
Messenger RNA from Sclerotinia sclerotiorum 1980 UF-70, 2271 nucleotides. RefSeq lists its product as hypothetical. Lineage: Eukaryota; Fungi; Ascomycota; Leotiomycetes; Helotiales; Sclerotiniaceae. The transcript has 6 exons. The coding region runs from base 1 to 2271 and encodes 756 amino acids. The record is from RefSeq and is a predicted model, not a curated record.